CGUCAUAAAGCUGCGCCGCUCUCCUGCAUCUGUGGUUUGGCUGAAGAAAGGACAAAGUGUCCAGACACAGAAAAACCCCUGGUAAAGCAGAUCCACGUGACACAUUAUUGUAAAGAUGGCGUUUAUUAAAGAGGAGAAGGAAGACAUGAGGAUUGAAGAAGCAUUCAGAGUCAAACAUGAAGAUACUGAGGAACAAACAGACUAUAUGAAAACAUCUUUUAUGUGAAAUAUCUUAUUCAGACCUGAUGGCGCUGAAAGAAGAGAGACAUGAACUGACAAAGAUAGAAGAGAAAGAUCAAUAUGAGAGAAUAAAUUUCAUGAAUAUGGAAACAUCCAUACAGACUGAAACAACUCCAUCACAAAUAAAAGUUCAGAAGACCGAAUCUAACAGUUACUUCACCUGCCUUCAAUGUGGAAAGAGUUUCAAUCAAAAAUAUAACCUUAAAAACCACAUGAAAAAAGUUCAUGCUGGAGAGAAGCCUUAUACCUGCAAUCUGUGUGGGAAGAGCUUCUCAUAUAAAACACACCUUGAUUCACACAUGAAAUCUCACACUGGAGAGAAGCCGUAUACCUGCCGUCUGUGUGGGAAGAGCUUCUUAUGCAAAGGAUCUCUUAAGAUGCACAUGGUCACUCACACUGGAGAGAAGCCGUUUCCAUGCGAUCAGUGUGAAAAGUGUUUCAGACAUAAAGCAACCCUUGAUUCACACAUGAAAACUCACACUGGAGAGAGUCCUUACAUGUGUAAACCGUGUGGAAAGAGCUUCUCGCAUAAAUCAACCCUUAAUGCCCAUAUUAGGAAUCACACAGGAGAGAGACCCUUCACCUGCAACAUAUGUGAGAAGAGCUUCUCAAAAAAAAGUAAUCUUAACGCUCACAUGAAAACUCACACAGGAGAGAAGCCUUUCGUGUGUCCUCAGUGUGGAAAAUGUUUUACACGUGAAAUAACCCUUACUUACCACACAAGGCUUCACUCAAAGGAGUUUAAUUGUCAUCAGUGUGGACAGAGAUUCCCAGACAAGAGACGCCUUACCUGGCAUGAAAAAAGUCAUUCUCGAGAGACAUGUUUCACAUGCCAUGACUGUGGAAAGACUUUCAGAUUUGCAUAUAAAAAAGACCUGAAAAGUCAUUUGCAAACACAUUCUGCAAAGAAACUGCAGUGCUCUGCCAAUGAAAAGAAGCUUAGAAAAAGGAGCAGUUUGAAAAAUCAUCCAUUAUUUCAUACAGACACAGGAAACACGUAUCUGUGCAAAAUUAAAGCUAUGUUCACACCACAGCUGAACGUGGCCCAAACCUGAUUGUGCAUCUUAAUGACCAAUUGCAUUUUUCACAUUUUAUACAUUUGACUUUCUUUUUUUCUUGUCUAAUAAAUAUGAACUGCUGUGGCAACAUCUGACCAUCUGUUAUAGUUCAGUUGUUCUUAAAAUUUUGGUUUUAAGAUUCAAGGCUGGAUCCUAAGUCAGAAUUUGUGGACCGAUAUCUAAAAUUUGUCAAGUUUUCAUUGUUUAUGCUUUGUAUAACCAGGGGUUAAUUUAGGUUUGAACCCAACAGAGCUGAGCUCCUCGCUGAGUAUGCAAACGGGUUUAUCUUCCUGGAGCUCAGCUACUGUCCUUCAGUAUCACUGUGGAUAACUCUCUACUUUUUAAUCUAAUUAACAGCUGUGGUCAUCAAACAGCAGUAGAGUCGAUAUGUGUGUCUAAAUAUAAAGAAUAGUGUAUUAUAUUCACUUUGCCCUGUUGCAGUAACUAAAUUAUUUUAAUUUUCUGCUAUGAUAUUUGUGAUCUUACAUGGCAAAAAUGUCAGUUUCUGAUCAAUAUUUUCAGGCAUUUUGACUGGUAUGUAUUCUCAAACAGCACUGUUUCAAGCACUAAAGUGAAAGUGAAAAGUGUUCUUGGCAGUCAGAAUUUGCUCCUUUACCCACUGAAUACAAUCAAGUAAAGACCCAUUAUAAACCCAAAUAUUUAAUGAACAGUCAAUUCAAAUCACUAUUGUUAUGUUUCAGGUUCUGUGCUUUGCCACAUUAGUGAUCACUUUAGAAGCAUCUAACAGAAUAUUACUAGAAAAUUCAACAACAACAUGUCUUUCCAGAAUCAAAAUGUUAUUUUCUCUGGACAGUGAAUAUAAACUUUAUUCCAAAUCAAUAUUUGCAAUAUUAGUCAACCAAUACCUUAUUUGACAUUCAUCAAAACUAUACUAAACUAACCAAACCAUUGACUGUUCAUAGAAGUUACUGUGUUUUAUGGUGUUAUAUUGUUAAUCAUCUGUUAACUAGGUCACAUGUAAAGCUCUGGGUAAAUGAUAUUGUACAUGAACAAUCAGUUCAUGUGUUCAAGUGUUGGUGCAGGAGAAACGGCAGGAAUAAAGAUAUGAGCAACUUUGACAAAGGCAAACUGUUGUGGCCAGACAAGUACACUGCCAUCCAAAAGUUUGGAAAUGCCCUAGAAAAGUGGGGUUUUGGACAAUAUUGGCAUAAAUAAUUUAAUACAUUGUUGAAAGACUAUUUGUAGUGAAGUUUGAUUAUUUUUUACAUUCCCAUUUCAAGAUUUUGGAAAAUGGAGCA
This is a messenger RNA of Labeo rohita (rohu), 2557 nucleotides long. Its product is annotated as gastrula zinc finger protein XlCGF8.2DB. The record is from RefSeq and is a predicted model, not a curated record. Gene Ontology annotation, cellular component: nucleus. Bases 246 to 1295 code for a protein of 349 amino acids. The transcript has 4 exons. Lineage: Eukaryota; Metazoa; Chordata; Actinopteri; Cypriniformes; Cyprinidae.